Messenger RNA from Lactuca virosa, 1528 nucleotides. NCBI's taxonomy places the organism in Eukaryota, Viridiplantae, Streptophyta, Magnoliopsida, Asterales, Asteraceae. The record is from the annotation of a GenBank genome assembly.
AUGGAAGCAGUGCAGACUGCAUUGAUAACGGGUUUGAUGCAUCACCUAUCUGGUGCCAAUUGUCAUCACCACCCACCUGCUUUGUUAUCACCACCCGUACCUCUUCAAAUAAAGGGAUAUAAGUCGUGGCAGUUUAUAUACGGCAGUACGACCACGAGAUUACGAUCCUCUAUGUUCACCGGCGCGUUGCUUCACACGCCAAUUCCGACGGUUCUCUUCGGUUCCUCCAGCCAAUCGCCGUCGCCACCGACCUUUUCGGCGUCUUACUCUUCUAAGCUAAACUGCAAUAUUCGUUUAUCCAUGGCCUCCUCCGUCAGGAUAGUCAUCGUCGGAGACGUUCAUGAUGAUUGGAAUCUCGAAGAAGAUUCAAAGGCUCUUGAGCUAUUGCGGCCAGAUUUGGUGCUAUUUACAGGUGAUUUUGGUAAUGAAAAUGUUAAACUUGUUAGAAGCAUUGCAGCACUGAAAAUGCCCAAAGCAGCUAUUCUAGGGAACCAUGAUGCCUGGAAUACACAAAGUUUUUCUGAAAAGGGGAAAGAUGCUGUUCAACUCCAGCUGGAAAGUUUUGGGGAAGAACAUGUUGGUUACCAAAGAUUGGACUUCCAUUCAUUGAAGCUUAGUGUUGUUGGAGGACGCCCCUUUUCUUGUGGAGGUGAAAGGCUCUUUAGGAAACAACUUUUGACUAAAAGAUAUGGAGUUCACAACAUGAACGAAAGUGCAAAGAAAAUCUGUGAAGCUGCUGUAGGGACACCAAAGGAUCAUUCCAUCAUUCUUCUUGCUCACAAUGGGCCCACAGGGCUUGGGUCCAACAUGAAUGACAUUUGUGGAAGAGAUUGGGUGCGUGGAGGUGGAGACCAUGGUGAUCCAGAUUUAGCGGUUGCUAUAUCUCAACUUAAAGGUAGCGGUAGUAGUAGCACCAAAUAUUCCAUUCCAGUGGUGGUGUUUGGACACAUGCAUAAGGAGCUGGCAUUUGGAAAUGGUCAACGUAAAAUGAUUGUGGUUGGGGAUGGGGAUGACAACACCAUAUACCUAAACGGGGCCAUUGUUCCUAGGGUCAAAAGAUUCUCUCACAACACACUUCGAGCCUUUACUUUAAUAGACUCAAAACAAGGAAAACUAGAAAAAAUCACCCAAACUUGGGUUUCAGUUUCAUUAACCCAAGAUACGGAUACCACCACUAUUGAGGAGGAACAUAUUUUAUUUACUAAUAACAACAUACCCACUACAUCUUCUAUAUAAUAUAUACUAUAUAAAAAAAAAAAACAUAAAAUUUUAUAUGAAUAAGUGGACUUUUAGGGUGUUACGAUGGGCAGGUGGAGAUGACAUGAAAAUAAGUAGUGACCCACCUAGACAAAUGUUGAAAGGUGAAAUGAAAAGUAUUAAAGGUGAUGGGCGAUGGGGGUCAGAUGUGUAACUAAUUUUGUAAGUGUUGACUCAUUCCUUUUGAAUAGUGAAUACUACACCAACUUUACUUUACUUUUACUUUAUUUCUUAUUGUUUAAGUUUGAUAGUACACUCUUUUUAAUCAUGC